AUGAACGCGGCGGACCUAUUCACCGCACGAACCCAGACGUUCGUGCACGGACAGCUGUGCGCGCUCGGGAAUCUCGCGCGCUCGGGCCCGCCGCGCGUGCUCCUCGCAGGACCCGAUGGAAGCUCGAUCAAGAGCAUCGCGUUCAACUACGCGUACGCGCUGGCCGCGAGGGGGCAGCGCUGCCUGUUCGUGUGCCUCCGCGACGACGUCGAAGCGGACCCCCCCCUCCUUCCAGUAGGCGUCAAACCCUCCGACCCUGCUCUCGACAAAAUACGCAUCAAGUACCUCGGCUCCGCGCCGCACGACGCGAGCAAGGCGCGGCCCGGCGAGCAGGGCAGCGUGUCGCGGGACUUCAGCGCCUUCUGCGCCGCAGUACACCUCCUGCCGAGUGAGGACCUCCCCGCGUGCAUCAUUGUCGAUCCCCUGCCGGAGCUCGCGCGCGGGAGGGUGGCGCCGGCGAACGGGAGCUCGUACGCGCCGGACGCGCAGCUGAUGCGCUCCCUGGCGUACCUCACGGACGCGGCGGACGCGGUCAGUGCUCGGCUACCGAAAGGGGUCUCUUGCGGGAUCGUCGCCACUGCGCAUUGCGGGCCCGACGGGCCGCAGCCGCUGGCGCUGAUUCGCCGGUGGCUGCCGGACGUCCUGAUGGCGGCGUCUCUGCCGUCCGGCAGCUUCGCGCUGGCUCCGCUGGAGUCGCUGUCGAACUUUGUUGCGUCGCGGCGCUCGAGCGGCGGGUUCCAGGACACCGCGGGAGUGAACGGCCCCGCCGUCCUGUACACGGUCAACAAGGACCACAUAGCCGCGUCGGGGGUCAUACGUAGAUAG
Pedinophyceae sp. YPF-701 is the source of this 825-nucleotide messenger RNA. The record is from the annotation of a GenBank genome assembly. Lineage: Eukaryota; Viridiplantae; Chlorophyta; Pedinophyceae.